AUGACUGAAUGGAAAUCCAGAUCGUUACCUAGCAAUUUCGAAAUACUUUCCCUGUCAAAUGUGCCAGUCGGUCCUUCUUGUUUACGUUCCAACUCCAAGAAAACGUACAUCAGCCGCAAUGUAUCUUUUCCGGACGAUGAAAGUCAAAUUGUCACUGGCGUUCUUGAAACUUUGCAUCCUUGGGAAUCCAUGGAAAACGUAACUGUAGAGUUACUCACAGCCAAAUAUAAACAAUCAUGUGAGAGACACAAUACUAAUCCAUUAUACUCGGUCCUCAAUCAAAUAAAAGCUAUAAAUACAAAUUUGGAGAGGAAUGAAUGUCUUGAUCUAAAAGGUGUUUUACUAACCAAUGUUGACUGGGAAAGUCUUGAAGAAAUUUUUAAAAGAGUUCAGUUUAAAACUAUAAAUGUUGAAGCAACUGGAUUAAACGAUGAUACGGCAAUUGCAUUGUUUGAUAUGUUAGACUUUUAUGAAUCUGCCAUUUGUUUAAACAUAUCUUCUAACAAUGAUAUUGGCACUAGAGGAUGGCAAGCAUGUGCUCGUACGUUAAAAAAGUCAAAAUGUUUAGAAGAAUUAGAAGCAAGGAACACAAUACUUAAUGAAUCAAAUAUGACUUCUUUGGGUCGUUCAUUAAAAUUUGGUUCGCAAUUAUGUGUCUUAAAACUUGAAAAUUGUAAUCUUGCAGACCGGCCAUUAACAUCAUUAGUUUCUUUAAUAAAAUUAAAUAACACACUAAAAGAACUUUACUUGGGUGAAAACUAUUUAAAUGAAAACGAUGCUAAACAGCUUUCAAUUUUACUUAAAUGUAAUACCACAUUGCAGUUGUUGGAUUUAAGCAAUAAUAACAUUCAAAAUAAAGGGUUUAAAUUACUUUGUGAUAGCAUUGUAAAUCAAAAUUCACCUUUGACAAUUUUAAUUGUCUGGAAUAAUAACUUGAAUCAUGAGUGUUCAGAAUGUUUAUCAAACUUAAUGGGGUCAGAAACUAAAUUAGAAAUGCUCAAUGUUGGGUUUAAUUGUUUACUUGACACUACAGCUAGUGCUAUUCAAAUACCAUUGAAGAACAACAAAAAUUUGAUACGCUUAGGAUUGCAAAGCACCCAAAUUACUUGUGAAGGAGUUAAACAUUUAGCAGGAGCACUAGAAGCCAAUACUUCUUUACAAAGAUUAGAUUUACGUGAUAAUAAUAUUGAAGUUGAAGGGCUGAGAAAUUUGAAAGAGUCCAUUUCAAAAAAUUUUAGAAUUACACGCCUAGAUUUAGAUCCUCUGCCACGUAACAAAUAUGCAGCUGAUACAACUAAAGAGUAUACAAAUUUAACGGAGCAGAUCAAACAAAUGUGUGAAGAAAAUGAAAAAAAACAUAGUAGUAAACAAAUUGACGACAAUCUACUUGACCAGAUUGCAGAUGAGUCUAAUGUAACAAGAGCUAUCAAAAUACCAAAUGUAGAUUCUAGAAAGAUAUCUCUUACAUGUGAAUCAUUAAUGAUGCAGUAUACUUCACUUAAAAAUCCCAAUUAUCUUGGUUCAGACGAUUACUUGCCUAUGUUGCGAGGAAGUAGUGGUCGAUUAAGAAGUCCUGCUCCGAGUCCAAUACACAGCCCAAUUGCUAGUAGUCCAAUGUGCAGUCCUUCAAUAGCAUCCACACGUAAUCGUUUCCAUGUGUCAAAAGUAUCCGAACAAAAACAAAAAGAAUGUCGAUUUAAAGUGACCAAAUUGAACAAUUUGAACGAUAAAGCACCAACGGCAAGUAACGAGUCAUUAUCUGAUGAUUCUUUUGGUCCUACCAAUUUGGAACUCACAGUUGAUAGUUUGGAUUUGUGCAAACAUAAAAAUGAUACCAAAAAAGAAGAUCAAAGAACUAGGAAAGUGUCUUGGGUUAUGGGCUCUCGACCUUUGUUGACUUCUUUGCAAAACAUCACCACGAGUUUGGAUCAAGCCACCUCGUCUGGAGUUGACAAACUUCUCAGUUUAUUCAGUCCUUUUUCUAGCGCAGACAAAUCAUCAGCGUCUAUCGACACAGUUGAAUCUAAUGAUUCUGUUUUUGAAUCGGACCCUGAAUCAAAGAAACCAGUUACACUGGAUCAAGCAACUUGGCCACCAGUAUUUGGAAGCUUGAAAAAAACCACGUCCAUCUGCAGGCCACUAUCAGAUAAAGGUAGACGUAGUCUAAGCGAUUUGCGUACUUUUUAA
Molecule: messenger RNA, 2187 nt
Organism: Macrosiphum euphorbiae (potato aphid)
Lineage: Eukaryota; Metazoa; Arthropoda; Insecta; Hemiptera; Aphididae
Source: the annotation of a GenBank genome assembly